AUGAAAACAAGAGUCAUGUCUGUUUGUAAUGUCUAUGAUGGCAGUAUUGGAGGAGUGGAUAUUUCUGACGUGUUACCAGGUAGGAAUAUACUGCAUUUUUUACUUCUUCGUUUUCCAGCUGCCGACUAUGACCGUGCUCUCGGUCGUUUCAUGCGAAACGAAAUCGAUUAUGAUGAGUUUAUGCGUCUUACUGGUGGGCAAACUCUUGAGGAAGAAAUGGCAGUACCAAAAAUUAAUAAAAUCCCCGCAUAUUCUUUUUUUCUUGUCUUGCUGAUAUCGUGGUUGCCUUUUUUGUCUGUUUUAGUCAUGUUAUUUGUUUUUGACCUAGGCGAAUCUGUGGAAGAUGAAGAAGAUUACGAGUAUGCGACCUCUGAAGUUUCAUCGGCAACAGGAACAUCCGCUGCCUUUGAACCAACGGUGGAAAGAGAAAGAGUUCCCCGAAAACUGAGCAAGACUAUGGAUGCGCUCCUGGGUCACGCUAAUGUCAUUUAUGCUAAAGGCAACACACAAGAAGCUCUAGCCGUCUUGUUGGAAGUCAUUCGCCAGGAGCCUCGAAAUGCUGCAUCUUAUCGCCAGGUUUCUGACAUCUACCAGGAGUUAGGAGAUUCUCAGAAGAGUUUACAAUAUGGUCUUCUAGCGGCUCAUUUGGAUCCGCGCACCCCAGCUGAGGAUUGGGCCCACUGGGGUGAUGAAUCUAAGAAGCUUGAACUUAUCGAAGAAGCGGCUGCGUGCUACGGCAGAGCUAUUCGAUUAGACGUGAAAAAUUGGAAGUAUUACGAGAAUCGUAUCGAAAUGCUCCCAUUUUUUUUUCUUGUACUUCUGCACUUGCGAAAUUUUGCACGUUUAGGAAUUCGUCCUUUGGCAAUGCGUACUCGUUUACAAGCUGCUCAGAUGAUCAAUCCUUCACAAGCCGGCGUGGAUUUUGAAUGGUUCCAUGAAUUGAUUAAAACAGUUGCACAGUAUUACAUUACCAUAAACGAUGAGGAUCGUGCCAUUCUUGCGCUGGAAGCUUUCGUUUUACGCAGCAAGGAAUUUGGCCGAUCAGCGGAUAACCAGCAUGAGACGCUGAUAGGUAUGUGGAUAGCAAAAAAUAAAUUCACAGAAGCCGCCAAAUCUAUUUUUGCGUUAUGCGAUGGAAUUUCAACAACGGACAAAUCUACCGGCGAACCGGCGAUGACUGCACUGAAAGAUAUGUCUACUGCUAUGGAGUCAUUCGAAAAGGUGCUUCAAGUGAAUCCAGGCCAUGUUGACGCUCGCAUUAAUCUCUCCAGCCUGCAGCAGAAAAUGGGGCUGUCAGACCGAGCGUUAGAGACACUGCAAGAUCAUGAUCUCGAUACCUGUACUCACCUACCAGAUGAGCGACUACUUAUUCAACAAGCUGAUGUGCUAUUCGAAUCUGAGAAAACCGAGCAGUUCAUUCGUUGCUGUCGUAUGCUUCUUACACCACACUUUUAUGAAGUACAUCGCAACCAGGAGAAUGUGGGGAGACGUCGUAGUUCGAAAACAGGAUUUUACCUCAGUAACACUUUACGAGUAGCUGCAAUGAACGCGAUUACCAACACUAACUGGGAAAAGUUUGUCCGUCGACUGGGAUCUACAGCUUUCAAUGAACGUCGCAGUCUUCACGACUACUGUUUGAAACUAAUCGAAUGCCUUCUGGCUCGGCAACGUUUUCAAGAUAUGCUAAUUGUUUGCUGUUAUGCAUUUUUACAACCUCGAAUAACUAAGUCGGACAAAUCAUCAACUUUCCAAAAUAUGCUGUACUUCUGUGCGAUCAAAGCUCAUUGUUGGCCCGUGGCUUUUGAGUAUAUACGACAUUUUCAAGAUUUUCCAAACGAUUUAUUGUACAAACGAAUAUUCAAUGCUAUGAAUUACAUAUUUGUUCAUUCGCAGAAUGUGUCGUAUCACCGAUAUAUAAUGCGAUCGCUUGCCAAGUCGCCUGGAAACCAUGCUCUUCAAGCCAUAUCGGGCAACAACUCCCUUAUUACAGGAACGUACCGACAUGCGUUAGGUGAAUAUCUCCGUGUCUGGAAUGAAAACAAGAAGAAUCCCUUGAUUUGUCUACUGCUGGCUUUAACAUUCACUCACAUGGCGUGCAAGAAAGACCUAAGCAGCAGGCAUAUGAUUGGAGUCAGGGGCGUUGCAUUCAUGAAGAAAUACGAUAAAAAUCGGGCAUGCCGCCAAGAGAGUCAUUACAAUAUCGGACGGAUGUUCCAUCAAAUGUCCAUCACACCAUUGGCAAUACAUUUUUAUGAGAAGGUUCUUUCCGAGCCACCACCUGUUGUGUAUUACGUUGAUGACGAAGGAAAUGAGGCCGUAAGGCCAGAUGGAAUGUACGACGUGAGACGUUUCGCUGCUCAUAAUCUAGCGCUUAUCUAUCGUACAAGUGGCAAUGACUAUUUAGCUCGGAAGAUCUAUCAAAAAUACUUAGUUGUGUAA
This is a messenger RNA of Angiostrongylus costaricensis, 2439 nucleotides long. Lineage: Eukaryota; Metazoa; Nematoda; Chromadorea; Rhabditida; Metastrongylidae. The record is from the annotation of a GenBank genome assembly.